GGCUUCCCAAAACCCGGUGGUCUUCUCGAGGACGGAACGGCUUCCCUGCGAACACCACAGCCGCAACCGCGCCGCGCGUGCUUGCUUAUCAUGGCUUCCGGCGAGGGGGAGGGGUGGGAGGCAGCGGUGCGUGCGGAGGUGGGCACCGGCUGGUGGGACGACCCCGACGGCGUCGACCUCCGCGCCAAGUUCAAGGCCUUCACGGGGCAGCGCCGCGACUGGACCCAGCCCACCCUCCUCUUCUGGAAGGACCUCAUCCUCCGCGUCGCCCGCCGCCUCCGCCUCUGCUCCGCGUCCGCGCACCUCGUGACAAGUGUUUGGUUCGCCCGACCCGGAGGACUCACGCCGCUCUGCUUGCCGCAAGUUCUGGAAGAGAUGCGCGCCGAUGGGGACAUACUGCUGCAGUCCGAGCUGAUUGAUCCAACCUCAGGGAGUCUGUGUCAGCUGGUCAGGAGGAUGAGCCAGCUGGCUGUUUCAAGGCGGCCCAUUGCGCAGGAGGACAUCCUCGUGUUCAAAUCGAUGGUUGAGGAACGGGUUGUGGAUAUUGUUAGGGAAUUGAGUGAUUCUCAUUGGACAUCAACCUGCAUCGUAACAAUUAGCAAAUUCAAUAGCUUCUUCAGUGAUCGGGAGGAUGCUCAUGCCGCAUUGUGUUACUUGACACAAUGUGGGAAAGCGCGGUAUCUUGUGACAAGGAAGCAAGACCCUAUUGAGGGUAUCAAGUUUACACUUGCUGCCACUCAAGUUCCUGCUGUAUCUAAGCUUGAUCGUGACAUCUUGCACUUAGUUUGGACAGAAGAGAGGCUGCAGGAGCAGCUUGAUGUGCUUGAUCGUCGAUGGGAGAUUUCAAGAAGAAGGGCAUUGGCAUCCUUCAAGUCUGGGGACAAACAAGCUGCCUAUCGUUAUGUGAGGCAGUCUAAACUGUUCUCACAAAGCCAGAACAGAUGCACAACAUUGUUAGAACGUGUUGAAGAAGUUAUCAGCCUAAUUGCAAGUGCUGAAUCGACUAAGAAGGUCUAUGAGGCAAUCCAAAUCGGUAUCCAGGCAAUGAAUAAGCACAAUGUCAACAUAGAGGAGGUUAACAUCCACCUGAAGGAGGUUAAUGAGCUUGUUGCGGCACAAAGAGAAGUUGAUGCUGCCAUUGAAUCAGUACCACUCCAGUCGUUAGAUGGUGAAGGUGAUAUAGAGGAAGAAUUCAGGAAGCUGGAAGUGGAAUUGCAGGAUGAGAUUCCGCAUAUGCAAGUUCAGGAACCAAUGUUACAUGUCAAUGAUGCAGAAUCACCUGAAGAAGUUAAAUCAUUGAGCAGUAACCUGUCAAAUAUUAAACUUGAGGCAAUAUAGAUGCUCCAUUUUCACUUAUUCAAUUUGACUUGUACAUAGUGUAAUCUAGUCAUAUCUUCAGACCCUUCAGUAUGCGUUGUUUCUUCUGAAAAACUUAUAAAAAAAAGGGCAGUUCCGUGGCAGAUGUUUGAUUAU
Phragmites australis (common reed) is the source of this 1473-nucleotide messenger RNA. RefSeq lists its product as uncharacterized. NCBI's taxonomy places the organism in Eukaryota, Viridiplantae, Streptophyta, Magnoliopsida, Poales, Poaceae. Gene Ontology annotation, cellular component: cytoplasmic side of plasma membrane; ESCRT III complex; multivesicular body. Bases 91 to 1338 code for a protein of 415 amino acids. Gene Ontology annotation, biological process: late endosome to vacuole transport via multivesicular body sorting pathway; vesicle budding from membrane. The transcript has 8 exons. The record is from RefSeq and is a predicted model, not a curated record.